Molecule: messenger RNA, 906 nt
Organism: Knipowitschia caucasica
Lineage: Eukaryota; Metazoa; Chordata; Actinopteri; Gobiiformes; Gobiidae
Source: the annotation of a GenBank genome assembly
AUGAUGCACAGAGUCCUCCUGCUGUGGACCUCACAGACCAGAGUCCUCCUGCUGUGGACCUCACAGACCAGAGUCCUCCUGCUGUGGACCUCACAGACCAGAGUCCUCCUGCUGUGGACCUCACAGACCAGAGUCCUCCUGCUGUGGACCUCACAGACCAGAGUCCUCCUGCUGUGGACCUCACAGACCAGAGUCCUCCUGCAUGUGGACCUCACAGACCAGAGUCCUCCUGCUGUGGACCUCACAGACCAGAGUCCUCCUGCUGUGGACCUCACAGACCAGAGUCCUCCUGCUGUGGACCUCACAGACCAGAGUCCUCCUGCUGUGGACCACACAGACCAGAGUCCUCCUGCUGUGGACCUCACAGACCAGAGUCCUCCUGCUGUGGACCUCACAGACCAGACCGCUCCUGCUGUGGACCUCACAGACCAGGGCUCUGGGUAUGAAUGGGUGCAUUCCCUUAGUCCCGCCUCUUCCGGUGCCACGCACGGACCAAUCAGAGGCGGGGGUGCGCAGCGGUGGGACGUAGCGUCAGCUGCCGUCGUGUCGGGAUUGGAAUGUUACCGACUAACAAUCGAAACAACUGAGCACUCGGUAAUUGGACACUGGGACCCUGGAAUCUGUGCCUUCGGAGCGUCUGCUGAGCCCCGCUGUGCAGAGAGCGGCUCGGGCUGGACUCUGCGCCGCUGCGUCUCCACAUUUACGCACAGAGCGCAGCAGGAACCAGAGGCGAAAUGCAGGGAUUCGUCAGAGGCAGCACCAGCGGAGACAGAGCACCCCAUCCGCGGGAGCCUCAAGCCGCUGGAGAAACACUUCCCUGAGGAGGCUGCUGCUGUGGAGAGAGUCAGCCCGGGGGGAGAGGGUCACCCCGGGGGGAGAGAGCCACUGUCUCUGGAUGAGGCUUAA